Molecule: messenger RNA, 2271 nt
Organism: Copidosoma floridanum
Lineage: Eukaryota; Metazoa; Arthropoda; Insecta; Hymenoptera; Encyrtidae
Cellular component (GO): cytoplasm
Molecular function (GO): protein binding
Source: RefSeq, a predicted model, not a curated record
AUGUCUUCGUCAAGCGGUGAAAUGGACACUAACUACAUAAAGCUAGCUCAGUUGAUCGAAAAAUUAUCUUACGACGACCACUACAACGAGAUCAAGAUGAUAUUGGAUAGUGGCUACAACGUGAAUUAUGCAGUAACAUGUGAUAGUCAAGUCAUUAGGUAUCGUCGUGAGUGGCUGGGACACACGGCAUUACACUUUUGCGCUCAAAACAUCUUAAACAAAAAUACAGAAGUCCUCGAAAGAGUCUGUCACUUACUGUUGAGUCGUGGUGCUGAUUUCACCAUCAAAAAUCACCAUGGCUCCACUGCGCUACACUUAGCUUAUGAUAAUUGGAAAAUAAGUACAGGACAUGGAAUUGACUAUUCAUUGAAUAAAAAUCAUCAAAUCAAUCAAUUGUUGUCUGCUCAUGAAAGAUUUGGCAAUCCAGUUAAUCCUCACUGUAAAAAUGGGAUCUCUCACCUUCAUUUAGCAUGUAUGUUUAACAAUUGGGAAGUUGUCAAGUUUUUCUUGGAUUUUGGGGUUCCUGUGGACCAAGCUAUCGGUACCAACUCGAACAAGUUUUCUGGAUACACGUGUUUGCACUUUGCAAUGCAAAGUGGAGACCAAAACAUGGCUCUACUGCUUUUAGACCAUGGUGCCGAUGUAACGUGCUUGAAUGCCGCGAAAAAGAGUCCCCUGCAUCUAAUCAUUGAGAAACAAAUCAAAGAUACCUCGUUUCCGGAAUCAAAUGAGCUCAACGAAGAAAUUUUCGAUAAUGAAGAAAUAUUGGAUCUACUGAGAACGCCUGAAGCAGAUGAUCUGAAUCCAAGAGAUUGUUAUGGUUUGUCAUCAUUUCAUGUGUACUGCACAAGAAACAUGAGUUUUCAGUUCGAAGAGUGGGAUAGAUUCCUUGAUAGUGGAGUCGAUGUCAAUGCAUCUCUGAAUUUCGAUUCGCCAUUUUUUCCAGGAUACACACCACUACAUUUCGCAGCUCGCUGUAAUUUCAAAACAUUUGUGCUGCUUUUGGAAAGUGGUGCAAAUCUCCUGGCAAAGGAUGCAAAUAAUGUGACUCCGCUUGACUUGUGUCUCAAAAUGUACAGGCCAGUAGACAUAAGUAAUAUCUUGAAAACUCAAAAUUCCCUUAAUUCCAUUAAACUUAAUAGCGGUGCUCUGUUGGUUGACGUUAUUUGUGAGUUUCAAACGUCUGAAAAAUUACACAGUUAUUUAAAAAGCCACGAUGUUAAUUCCCGUAUUCCACUUGAUUCACCCUUAUGGGCUAACUUUACACUAUUACACUUAGCUGUCAUUCUUUCUCGAGAUGAUACGUCCAGUAUUAUAGUGUGUCAAAGGCAUGGAGGUGAUUUGUCGAUCCAAGAUGCAAAUGAAAUGACGAUACUUCACUUAGCUUUCCACUUGAAAAAGAAAAAAAGUGUCCAAGAAAUUCUCUAUGGAUGUGCUAACAUCCUUACUAAUCCUAUUGACAACCAAGGCCUGAGUCAUUUACAUAUAGCUUGUGUACAUACAAAUAAGAAACUAGUUACUCAUUUAUUAAACAAUGGGGCAGAUCCCAAUAUCCCAAUACAGAAAAAUCUUCCACUGGUCUACGGCUUUUUCAACAAAAGAGUCUCUUUGGAAAUUGGAUCCACGCCUCUUCACAUCGCAAUUGCUGUUGAAUCUGAUAAGUUAGUUCAGUUACUUUUACAGCACGGUGCUGAUCCUCACCUAACUGAUAUCAAUGGAAUGACUUGGAUGCACCUGGCGUUCGUCAACUGGCGUUUUUACCAAUUUAAACCAUCACUCUGGCUCUCUCCAAAGAUUUUUAAAGCCAACCCUGUCGCUCCAAAUGGACUGUCUCACUUCCACAUAGCUUGUCAGGAUGGUAAUUUAGCAGCAGUCGAAGCCCUCCUGCCACUCGUCACAAAUAUUAACGAACCCAUCAGCAAAAAACCAAAAAAGUAUGAUACAGUUGAACUUGUAUAUGGAAGCUGUACUCCAUUGCAUUUAGCAGUUAAAGCUAAAUCAUUAAAAAUAGUCGAUUUGCUUUUAAAAAAUGGGGCCGAUGUAAGGGCAAAAGACGCCUUUGGUAUGAACUCACUUCACAAAGCGUUACACUGCAAUUCCGGGGAAGAGAUAAUUAAGCGUCUCGAUUUGGAAUUGGUGGACAAAGAACAGUGGCGUGACGACGACUCGGGACUGACACGUCUACAUGUCGCUUGUUUCUUGAGGGAUUUGUCAACCAUUGAAACAUUGCUGGUUGCUGGGGAGGACGUUAACAGUCGGAUAAAGGAAGAU